This is a messenger RNA of Thlaspi arvense, 1973 nucleotides long. The record is from the annotation of a GenBank genome assembly. Lineage: Eukaryota; Viridiplantae; Streptophyta; Magnoliopsida; Brassicales; Brassicaceae.
UAUAUUUCAACAUAUAUGUAGAGUUGGAGAGAGAAAGAGAGAGAGACACAGAGAAAAAAGGAAUGAUGGAUACAAGCAUCCAAAAAGUCAUACACAUAGACCUUCAAAAGUCUUCACCUUAAAUUCCUAACACAUAUAUGUGUUAGUGUGUGAUCUUUGGUUGAACUUUGUCCAAAGAACUCCAAGAUAGACCAAAAAGUUUGAAACCCCCCACAACAAACAACCAAAAACAGCCAAAUAGCUAGAGACCAAGAUGAGAUCAAGCAGCCAAAGUUCCGAAAACUCCAAGACUUUUCCAUCUAACAACUUCAAAGCAACCACCAAGAAAGAAGAAGACAAAAAUGAAGAAGAUGAUGAAGAAGAAGAGGAGGAUGAAGAAGAGAGAUCAGGAGAUCAGAGCCCAUCUAGCAAUAGCUAUGUGGAAGAGAGUGGGAGUCACCAUCAUCAUAAUCAUGAUCAGAUCAAGAAGAACGGUGGAUCUGUGAGGCCGUACAACCGCUCCAAGACUCCGAGGCUGCGAUGGACACCAGAGCUUCAUCUUUGCUUUCUUCAAGCUGUGGAGAGAUUGGGUGGACCAGAUAGAGCAACACCGAAGCUUGUUCUUCAAUUGAUGAACGUUAAAGGACUAAGUAUUGCCCAUGUCAAGAGCCAUCUUCAGAUGUACAGAAGCAAGAAGACCGAUGACCCGAAUCAAGGAGAUCAAGGAUUUUCGUUUGAACACGGAGCUGGUUACAAUUACAACCUUAGCCAACUCCCAAUGCUGCAAAGUUUUGAUCAAAGGCCUUCUACUAGCUUAGGAUAUGGUGGCGGUUCGUGGACCGACCAUAGACGGCAGAUCUACCGUAGCCCUUGGAGAGGCUUAACGGCACGAGACAAUACAAGAACAAGACAAACACUGUUUAGUUCACAGCCUGGCGAGAGAUUUCAUGGAGUUAGAAAUACUAUUCUUGAUGAUAAGAACAAAUCUAUUUCGUUUGGAAUCAGUUCACAUCAAGUGAUUCACGAGAAAAAUGGAGUAGCUGAAGUUGUUCCACGAGUUCAUAGAAGUUUUCUUGAAGGUAUGAAAACGUUAAAUAAAUCAUGGGGACAGAGCCUCUCCUCUAAUCCAAAUUCUUCGACCGCGACAAGACCACAAGAUCAUAUUGCCACGACACUAAUAAGUUCUUAUCAAAGAGACAAUCUGCGAGAGCCACAAGAGUCGGAGAAUGUUUUGAAGAGGAAAAUAUUGUUCUUGUCUGAUGAUUGCAAUAAGUUGGACCAAGAUUUGGAUCUAAGCUUGUCUCUUAAGGUACCUCGGAUACACGAACAUAUUGAAGGAUGCUUGUUAGAAGAUGAAGGAAAAGAGCAAGAUGAUCAUGAAGAUAGCAAGGUUUUGUCACUUUCAUUAUCUUCGUCGAGUUUAUCAAAACUCGAUCGAAGUAUUAGGAAAGAUGAUCAAAAUGAUGAUCAUAAAAAGAGAAAGAUUUCGGUCUUGGCAAGUCCCCUUGAUCUCACUUUGUGAAUAUAUAUAACAACCUAUAUAUAUAUAUAUAUAUAUACGUAUAUUCUAAGUGAGAUCUUGAGGUACUUGUUGAUGGAAGACGGACGGUUCUGUACUGUUUAUCAUUCGUUGCAUAUACUUGUGAUGACCAGACCCAUAACUAAGGUAAUAAUAGAGACUUUUUUUUUGACGUUUUUGGUCCUUUUUCCACAUAAUUUUGUCGAGAUGUUAUUAUUUAAAUAUAAAUGGUUGUGAUCGAAUUGUGAGCAAAAAUUUGUUUUAUUCUGAAUAGUGACCAAGAAAUAGAUUAGUGAGUCUAUAUGGUUUUGAGAGUUACAAGACAUUGCACGUUGUCUUGGUUGUGUCUUGUUGUGAGACGCUGCAAAUGUAGUGUAGUUCCCGUUUUCACUCACUCUCUCACACAAGUAUCCCAAGCCAAUAUUUUGUUCCCUUGCAUUGAGAUCUUGUCUGAAAAUUAAUUCAUUAACGUUAA